AUGAAAGGUCUUUUUUCUCUUUUUCUAGUGUUUUGUACUUGUUCACUUAGUUUGUGCUUAACAUUUGAAAAUCAAAAUCAAGGUGGCCAAAACUUUAAUGUUGUUAGCUAUGGUGCCAAGGGUGAUGGAAAUACAGAUGAUUCAAAUGCUUUUCUCAAAGCAUGGGAAGACUUGUGUAGUACCACCGAAGCUAACCCAACACUUGUAAUACCUCAAGGCAAAAAAAUUAUGUUGCAACCUAUGAAGUUUCAAGGUCCUUGCAAAUCUAAAACAAUCAAUGUUGAGAUAAUGGGAACUAUCAUUGCUCCAAAAAGUAGGGAGAGUUGGAAAUGGGAUAAUAACGACAGUGAAUCUUGGAUUGCAUUCUCUCAUGUGAAUGGACUUGUUAUUAGUGGAGAAGGAACAUUUGAUGGUCAAGGUAGUUCUUGGUGGAACAAUGUGGGCGAAGGUGAUAGACCAACUGCUCUUCGAAUUGCUGAUUGUGAAAAUCUAAAACUAAGUGGUUUAAAACACAUCAACAGCCCAAAAAACCAUUUAAGCAUAAAUUCAUGCACGGGGGCUUUAAUCUUCAAUCUUCAUAUGACUGCUCCAGAAGAUAGCCCUAACACUGAUGGGAUUGACAUUUCAUCGUCAACACACAUAGUCAUCCAACAAUUAGUCAUCUCAACUGGAGACGAUUGCAUCGCUAUUAACUCGGGUUCCCAAUUCAUAAAUAUAACUGAUGUUUAUUGUGGACCUGGUCAUGGCAUCAGUGUUGGAAGUCUUGGAAAAGGUAAGAGUUAUGCUACAGUAGAGGAUGUAUAUGUACGAAAUAUAACCUUCACGGGAACAACUAAUGGUGCCAGAAUCAAGACAUGGAUAGGGGGAUCAGGGUAUGCGAGGAAGAUAACUUACGAAGAUAUUAAAAUUUUUGGUGUAAAGAACCCAGUGAUUAUUGAUCAACAGUACGAUGCUUUACUAGGAGAGAGCAGAGCUGUGAAAGUGAGUGAUGUUACUUUCCGAAACAUUGAAGGAACUGCAAACGAUGAGAAAGCAAUUGAAUUGAGUUGUGAUCGUAUUGGAUGCUCCAACAUUGUACUUGAAAAUAUUAAUAUAACUGGUCUUGAUGGAAAGAGAAUGUCUGCAUCAUGCAAUAAUGUGCAAGGAUCAUGCUCUUCAUGCACGCCAAAUGUCCCAUGUCUAUCUUGA
Vicia villosa (hairy vetch) is the source of this 1188-nucleotide messenger RNA. RefSeq names its product probable polygalacturonase At3g15720. Gene Ontology annotation, molecular function: polygalacturonase activity. Lineage: Eukaryota; Viridiplantae; Streptophyta; Magnoliopsida; Fabales; Fabaceae. The coding region runs from base 1 to 1188 and encodes 395 amino acids. Gene Ontology annotation, biological process: carbohydrate metabolic process. The transcript is spliced from 7 exons. The record is from RefSeq and is a predicted model, not a curated record.